Messenger RNA from Schistocerca americana (American grasshopper), 5858 nucleotides. RefSeq lists its product as uncharacterized. Bases 166 to 3840 code for a protein of 1224 amino acids. Gene Ontology annotation, molecular function: mRNA binding; N6-methyladenosine-containing RNA reader activity. Gene Ontology annotation, cellular component: nucleoplasm. The transcript has 40 exons. Lineage: Eukaryota; Metazoa; Arthropoda; Insecta; Orthoptera; Acrididae. Gene Ontology annotation, biological process: mRNA splicing, via spliceosome; regulation of alternative mRNA splicing, via spliceosome. The record is from RefSeq and is a predicted model, not a curated record.
UGUAACAGUAGUAGCGAGUGUGACAUUGUAUUGAUUGGAGUUUUGUUUUGUAUGGAGGUUGCAAGGAGGGAAUUUACGAAACAGUUUGUGAUACAUCCACUAGUUUGACAUUCAUUUUACUAAUACAGAAAGUAUUAUUACGGAUAAAGUCGUAAGGGAGCCGUUAUGGGAGACAACAACAAAGGCGCGAAAGAUGACUUGAAUGUACUUGAAGAGAUACGCUCAUUUGGUGAUUACAUGAUUCAGCACAUCCCUGACGAAAAUGUAGAGGAACCACAUGAGAGAGUGGCAGAGGAAUCUUCGGCCGACUUGAGAGGCAUUAAGAGAUGCAUAGAAUGGGAAGAGUAUCAGGCUCAUUCAAAGAAGCUCAGGACUGAUACACAUGUUAAAGGAGAAAAAAUUUAUACAAAUGAAAGGGUGUUCAAAAAACAUGAAGAAGAAAUAUCUGUAAAGAAAAAUGGGUCAGCUGAGUGCAGUUCAUCAAUCCAGUAUAUUAGAAAUGAGAUUGCCAUUAAGAGAGUGUAUAAGGAAUGUAGCAGCGAGAGCAGAAGCACAGAGAGUACUGAGACGGAAGAAUGUGAUCUGCAGCCUGCUCCAUCAGUUGGUCGUAGACUGAAGUCUGCGGUGUUGGCUCCUGUUCCAAGGGGAGAUGGUUUACUUAACAAGCCAGAACAAGUUUCAACGCUUUGUGAACCAUGUGCUGAACCAUCUAAACAGAAGGAAUAUGUUGAACCGGACAGGUGGCCCACAGAUCACAGUGAAUUGGAUGAACCACAUGCAGAAUCACCUAAGGAGAGGAAAUUGUUUAAACCCAGCAGGUGGCCCACGGAUCACAAUGAAUCAGGUGAACCAUAUACUAAAUCAUCUAAACAGAAGAAAAUUUUUAGGCCCACGGAGUGCAAUGAAUCAGGUGAGCUAUAUGCUAAAUCAUCUAAACAGAAGAAAUAUUUUAAACCCAGCUGGUGGCCCAUGGACCACGAUGAAUCAGGUGAACCAUAUGCUGAAUCAGCUAGACAGAAGAAAUAUUUUAAACCUAGCUGGUGGCACAGAGACCACAAUGAAUCAGGUGAACCAUAUGCUGAAUCACCUAGACAGAAGAAAUAUUUUAAACCUAGCUGGUGGCACAGAGACGACAAUGAAUCAGGUGAACCAUAUGCUGAGUCAGCUAGACAGAAGAAAUAUUUUAAACCCAGCUGGUGGCACAGAGACCACAAUGAAUCAGGUGAACCAUAUGCUGAAUCAGCUAGACAGAGGAAAUAUUUUAAACCCAGCUGGUGGCACAGAGACUACAAUGAAUCAGGUGAACCAUAUGCUGAGUCAGCUAGACAGAAGAAAUAUUUUAAACCCAGCUGGUGGCACAGAGACGACAAUGAAUCAGGUGAACCAUAUGCUGAAUCAGCUAGACAGAAGAAAUAUUUUAAACCUAGCUGGUGGCACAGAGACCACAAUGAAUCAGGUGAACCAUAUGCUGAAUCAGCUAGACAGAAGAAAUAUUUUAAACCUAGCUGGUGGCACAGAGACCACAAUGAAUCAGGUGAACCAUAUGCUGAAUCAGCUAGACAGAAGAAAUAUUUUAAACCCAGCUGGUGGCACAGAGACCACAAUGAAUCAGGUGAACCAUAUGCUGAAUCAGCUAGACAGAAGAAAUAUUUUAAACCUAGCUGGUGGCACAGAGACCACAAUGAAUCAGGUGAACCAUAUGCUGAAUCAGCAAGACAGAAGAAAUAUUUUAAACCUAGCUGGUGGCACAGAGACCACAAUGAAUCAGGUGAACCAUAUGCUGAAUCAGCUAGGCAGAAGAAAUAUUUUAAACCCAGCUGGUGGCACAGUGACCACAAUGAAUCAGGUGAACCAUAUUCAGAAUCAUCUAAACAGAAGAAAUUUUUUAAAUCCAGCAGGUGGCCCACAGACCACGAUGCAUCAGAUGAACCGUAUGCUGAAUCAUCUAAACAGAAGAAAUUUUUCAAAUCCAGCAGGUGGCCCAUGGAUCACGAUGAAUCAGGUGAUCCAUAUGCUAAAUCAUCUACGCAGAAGAAAUUUCUUAAACCCAGCAGGUGGCCCAUGGACUACAAUGUAUCAGGUGAACCAUACGCUGAAUCAUUUAAACGCAAGAAAUUUUUUAGACCCGGCAGGUGGCCCAUGGAUCACGAUGAAUCUGCUGAGCCAUAUGCUGAAUCAUCUAGACAGAAGAAAUUUUUUAAAGCUAGCAGAUGGCCCAGAUAUCACAAUGAAUCAGGUGAACCAUAUGCUGAAUCAUCUAAACAGGAAAAAUUUUUUAAACCCGGCAGGUGGCCCACAGAUCACAAUGCAUCAGUUGAGCCAUAUGCUGAAUUAUCUAGAGAGAGGAAAUUUGUUAAACCUAGUAGGUGGCCCAGAUAUCACAAUGAAUCAGGUGAACCAUAUGGUAAAUCGUUUAAACAGAAGAAAUUUCUUAAACCCAGCAGGUGGCCCACAGAUCACCAUGAAUCAGAUACUUUCUGCACACCAAAGACGCCAAAAAGACAGUAUACAUCUCAUAGCUGGUCUGAUGAAGCCGAAAUAUUUGGUGCGGAGUACACAAAACCAGUUCAUCUGGAACAUGACCGUAGAUCUCUUGGCUGGUUUGAUGGUGAUGAAAUUUCAGAAGAUGAGUGGGCAGUUGAGAAAAGUAGGAGAAGCAACACAGAGGAACAUAUUAACGUCACUGAAGACAACAUAUUGGAAGAGGAGUUUCAGGAGGAAUUAAACAAUAGUGACGAGUAUAUUGAGGAAGACUUGAGUAAUUCUGAAAUGAACUCUUCAAGCUCUGAUGCAGAAUCACACUCAAAUUCAGGGAAGAGACCAGCAAAAAAGCACAUCAAGGAAUUGAGAGGUGCAAAACAUGCAGACCCACAGUUCAUGCUUUCGAGAUCAAGAAAGUCAAAAUAUUAUGAUGACUACAUGAGGAAACUGAAUUACCUUGUACAUGAUGCAAGAUUUUUUGUUAUGAAGAGCAGCUGUGUUGAAAAUAUAACAUUAUCAAAAGCAAAGGGAGUGUGGUCAACUUUACCACAAAAUGAAGUCAAAUUGAAUGAAGCCUUCCAGGAAAAUUCUAAUGUGUUUCUUAUAUUUUCAAUUAAGGGGAGUGGAAGGUUUGCAGGAUUUGCAAGACUCAGAUGUGAAUCCCAGUGGGAUAUUCUGCCUGUAUCCUGGAUGCUACCUCCACAAAUACCAGCAGAAUCACUUGGAGGUGUGUUCAAAAUCGACUGGCUGUGCAGGAAAAGCCUUCUGUUCGUAGAAACAAACCAUUUGUGCAACCCAUGGAAUGAUGAUAAACCUGUUAGAAUAAGCAGAGAUGGGCAGGAAAUUGAACCCCAUGUUGGGAAGAAGCUGUGCAGAUUAUUUCCCAUAGAUGAAGGAAUUGACUUAACAGCAAUCCUACGUAAGUCAAAGAUUCCAAGAAGAAGGCACAGAAGUAGCCAUUCCAGGCACCGGUAUAUAGAACAAGAAGAAAGAGAAUUCGAUACCUAUGGGCACAGCCACUCUUUUGGGAGGGGAACAUGGGGACAUGACGAACCAGAUUCCAGGAAGCAUGCCAAGAAAGCAAGAGGGUUAUCUCCUGGCAGCUCCAAGAAGAAAGAGAGACAUGAUCGGCAUCCACAGCAUUACCAACAGGAAAAUGAAGAAGUUGAUGAUUCUGUGGAGCCUCAGUAUCCACGCUAUUAUGAUGGAGCACCUCUACCAGAAUAUUAUCCUAGUAUGAGAACCCACAACAGACAUAAGUAUUUGUGUGACCAACUGGCAGAAGAUUCCCCAAGUAAAACAGCAGAAGGAAAACAUAUGAGCGAUGAAGAUCGCCACAAAAAGAAAGCCACUGAUUAAGUCAUAGUGUCUAUGAAUAUCUUAUUGUGUUUUUUAAAAUUCUAAAUGUUGUGUCAAUGUGCUUUUCUUUAAUCUAAAUUUGAAGAUUACUGAAAUUUUGUUGAGUCUGAGAGAAACUGUCAAUUGUUAGAAAACCUGCUUAGCCGUUAUACAACAUUCCAUAUUAGUUUGCAGCCACUGUGUACCAUAAAUAUAGUUGAUUUUACUUGAUGUAUUGGGUGCUACAUGUGUAAAAUGAGUGUUAUAUGUGUUGACUGGCUGUUCUACAAGUGAAAAUGCAUUGUUGGUGAAUGGAGGGUGCUGACACAUUCAUGUUUAAUGUAUUGUCCACAACGUUAGUAGUAUCAAGAAGCGUUAGAUAUCUAUGAAGUGGUUCAUUGUGAUCUGCUGUUGGCUCAUUGCCCGAAAACUUUAGUAACAAGUGUAAUGGGUGUUAAGUCAAUGAUACCAAUUUCUGUUUAAUAAAUGAUGUGGUCAUCUUGAGCAGAUAUUACCAUGUGGAAGAGGGAAGGACAAUUUGAUUGUAAUACUUUGAGUUAGAGCUAUUUUAUCCUCAAGAUUUUAUAGUGGUGCGAGACAAGACAAGAGUGUUAGGCAAGACAAGUGUGUUCGAUAUCCAUAAGUUGGCAUUUUACAUAUUAUUGUGGUACUUAUGGAAAGAAGGGAGAUACUAGUCUGUUACAACUUACAUGGCUCACUUAAAAGGAAAACUGAAGAUUUGCAACUGAAGCAGUGGCUUUGCUGAUGGAUUAAAUACUUCAUCUUUGAUAUGUACCUAAAACAAAGUGUUCUUUUCCUGUCAUUUACUUUGAAACACAUUUUGAUAUUGAACAGAUUGUAAAUUCCAAUACUACUUUAUUGUGACUAACAUCAAAGUAACAUAACUGCCUCAGUGUAUUUAGUUACUAUUUGUAAUGACAACAUUGAAAAUGUUGCACUUGUUUCAUUGGGAAUAUUUGGUACUGUUACUCUCACAAAUAUUUAAUUUCAUUGCUAUCACAAACAUUUGGUGUUGUUGCUCUUUUGCUUCCUCGUUUGCCCAUUUACCAUUGGUACACAAAAACAAGUACUGUAAUAAUUUUCACACCUGUCCAAAAACUUAAAUUGUAAUUUGCUUUUCCAAAUAUCAAGCUCAGAUAAUUUCAUAGGGAUUGUAUUGCACUAAAUCUCUGUGAGACAGUAUAUCUAAUGCCAUAAUACAAAAUUUAUGGACUGCAACUUCCAUUGACUUCUGCAGUGCUCACUUUCAUGCAAGUGUCCUAUGAAUUAUGUAAAUAGCAGGAUAUGGGUAGUUGGGGAUUUGAAGAAAACGGUGAAAGAGGGUGACAGCUGAAUGUUUGCUUUCAUUGUGACCAUUCAUUUUUAUACUUGUAGUUGAAAAUUGGCUUGUACCCUACAAGAGAUUUAUUUCAAUUAAUUUUCUAAGAGACUAGUUCUCAAAGACUUUGAAAGUUUAAUUUAAAAACUUAAGACUCAUUAAAACUGGAAGCAGCUGCAUGUGUACACAGCAUGCUUUGCCCAAUAGAAUUUUGUAAUGUCAGACUCCCUACAACACUUGACACAUAGUUUUUGAGGUUCACUUGCUCCCUGUGCACUGGUUGCUUUUUUGCAGACAUGAGCAACUAUUCUUGUGAUUACAGACAUAUGCCAUUAUAAUCACAAUAAUGUGUACAGUGUACGAUUCCAAAUCAUAUCUGUCUCACAUCAUUGUCUUGUUUUUUUUUUUUUCCUCAUAUUUGUAUUUGUCAUGAGACUGAUCACACAUGAACAUAUGUUCCAAGCCAAAAUCAGGUAAAGUCUAAGUUUCUUCAGAAAUUUUCUAUACUUUCCAGCUGUAUUCUGUUCAGAAAUUAGGUGGAGAUCUGCUCUGGUAGUGAGGGAGUAAUUACACUCUGUCUCCAGUACAUUAAAAGAAUUUAUUUUUAUUCAGUACAGGAAGUUUGGAUGAGCUUCUAAUUUAAUUUUGUGGUGAUAGGAAAAAAAAAACUUCUAGUGUAUAGAUAGUUAUUACUGUUUAU